AUGAAGCGUACCUACGAAAAUGCGCUGAAAAUUCUGGGAUCACGAAGAAGAAAAGCCCGACCAAAACUCCUGGCGAAGCACCCUUCGGCUCUUGACUCUGCAACUCCUAGCGGCGAGAUCACCGUGAAGGGCGUGCCUAGUUUGGUUGGAAUGAAGGAAUGGCUGCACGCGCUAGGACACUCAGAAAACGAUGUCAAUAAUCUGAACAUUAUACACGUGGCCGGGACGAAAGGCAAAGGGAGCACCUGCGCCUUUACUCGCUCCUUCCUUCACGCGCAUGGGUUGAGAACGGGAUUCCCAAAACAGAUCGGGCUAUAUACUUCCCCCGACCUGCAAUGUAUUCGGGAGAGAAUCCAGAUUGGUGGUCGACCCAUCACGGAAGAUCUCUUCACACGUUAUUUCUUUGAAGUAUGGGAACGUCUUUCGCCGCCCGACUUACAUCAACUCACGGGGUUUGAAAGACAACCCCGGUACCUGCAGCUUCUUCUUCUGCUGGCUUUCCAUACAUUCAUCAAGGAGAAAGUGGAUGCAGCCAUCUUUGAGACUCACCACGGCGGAGAGUAUGAUGCUACAAACGUGAUUUCGAAGCCAGUCGUGACGGGAAUCACGUCCCUUGGUAUGGACCACGUUGACCAACUGGGUCCUACGUUCGACGAUGUUGCUUGGCACAAGGCCGGUAUAUUCAAGGCCGGGGCACCUGCAUUUUCUGCCAUUCAGGAGGCUGGCCCUACUGAAGUUCUACGGCGGCGUGCCAUCGAGAAGAAGACCGAGGUGACCUUUGUCUCGCCUUCCAGUGCCCUUCCGGAAAAUAGUAGGGCGAUUGGUGUCCCAGUACAGCGGUUGAACUGCUCUUUGGCCCUCCAGAUGACAGAAAAGUUCUUGCAGCUCAAAAGCCCUGAGAGUUCAGGCCCUUUCAUGUCAUCUGAGGACAUAGCUGCUGGCGUUGAAAAUUUCUCCUGGAUUGGGAGAUUCGAGGUUAUUGAAAGGGGGAGUUCACAGUGGUUUCUGGAUGGAGCGCACAACCCGCUGAGUCUCGAGCAAGUAGCGGAGUGGUUUGCACAAAACGUGAGGGCCACUGAUACGCCGAGGUAA
Penicillium cinerascens is the source of this 1092-nucleotide messenger RNA. Its product is annotated as bifunctional folylpolyglutamate synthase/dihydrofolate synthase. NCBI's taxonomy places the organism in Eukaryota, Fungi, Ascomycota, Eurotiomycetes, Eurotiales, Aspergillaceae. The transcript is spliced from 3 exons. Gene Ontology annotation, biological process: tetrahydrofolylpolyglutamate biosynthetic process. Gene Ontology annotation, cellular component: cytoplasm; mitochondrion; cytosol. The record is from RefSeq and is a predicted model, not a curated record. Bases 1 to 1092 code for a protein of 363 amino acids. Gene Ontology annotation, molecular function: ATP binding; tetrahydrofolylpolyglutamate synthase activity.